GUGAAAAAAAUUGGCCAUAAAUUUCAACUCUGCUGUUAUUAUCAUAUUUUCCCAUUACAUUUCCGCUUGUGACGACUGCUUCAAGCACAAAAUGUGGUUCCGACUUUUUGCGCUCGCCGUUGUCGUAUCCCUUACUCUUGCAAAAGGUAGCACUGCAAAAGGAAAAGGAAAACAAAACGACUUUAAGCGGCUCUACAAUAUACAAUAUCUGACGUUAGAAGAAGCCUUCGGUAGACAAAGGUCCGAACAGAGUCGAGUAUAUGGCGGAGAUUAUCUGAAUCCUUACCCUCACCCACAAAUAGGGAUGAGAGGGUGGGGUUAUAAUGGUCAAAGCAAUCCGGGUUAUAAUGGUCGGAUCAAUGUGGGUUAUUAUGGUCAGAGCAGUGCGGGUUACAAUGGUCAGAGCAAUCUGGGUUAUAAUGGUCGGAGCAAUGUGGGUUAUAAUGGCCAGAGCAAUGCGGGUUACAAUGGCCAGAGCAAUCUGGGUUAUAAUGGUCGGAGCAGUGUGGGUUAUAAUGGCCGGAGCAGUGCGGGUUAUAAUGGCCAGCGCAAUCUGGGUUAUAAUGGUCAGAGCAUUGCCGGUUAUAAUGGUUGGAGCAAUUUGGGUUAUAAUGGUCAGAGGAAAAUGAGUUAUGGUCAGAGCAAUGUCAGUGCUAGAGGUACGGGCCAUUUGGGGGGUCCGAGCAUGGAGGAGGAGAUCCUAGAUAAAUUCAAAUUGAAAUUUCACUAAGGGGCAUGAAAUCCGUGAAGUGAAGAUCUACAAGACUCCUCAACACGUCCAAUAAAGCAUGUUUUU
This is a messenger RNA of Cylicocyclus nassatus, 796 nucleotides long. The record is from the annotation of a GenBank genome assembly. NCBI's taxonomy places the organism in Eukaryota, Metazoa, Nematoda, Chromadorea, Rhabditida, Strongylidae.